AUGCAGCACAUCACCGACUUCAAAUCAAAUCCAAGCCUGUCCAGGCCACCUCCAGCAGCUGACUCAUACCAGCAGGGCUGCAUCGCAAUGACCCUGGAAAACUCUGAUCUCUGGAAGUCCUUUCACAGCAUUGGAACCGAGAUGAUCAUAACAAAGCAUGGGAGGAGAAUGUUUCCACACUGCAGCAUCAGUAUAUCUGGGCUCCAGCCUUUUGCAAAUUAUGUCAUCAUGGUGGACAUGGUUCCAGUAGACAGCUUCAAGUACAAGUGGAAAAAGGAGCAGUGGGAGGUCGCUGGUAAGGCGGAGCCACAGCCUCCAUGUCGGACGUACAUGCACCCAGACUCCCCUGCCCCAGGAAGUCACUGGAUGAAGCAGUCACUGUCUUUUCUCAAAAUGAAACUCACCAACAAUACCUUGGACCAGCAUGGCCAUAUCAUCCUACACUCCAUGCAUCGCUACUACCCCAGGUUUCAUGUUACCCAGGCAGAUAGCCCUUACACUGUCCGCUGGGGCCCAUUUCAGACCUUCUCCUUCCCAGAGAUGACCUUCACUGCAGUGACCGCUUACCAAAACCCAAAGAUCACCAAACUGAAGAUUGACCACAACCCCUUUGCUAAGGGAUUCAGGGAAGGGGGUACACACUCCCACAGUAAGAGGUGUCGUCCAAAUAGAAGCCCUCCUGCAAAAAGAGCCACACUGGACAGAAAAGACCUUUGCAGCAGUCCUCCAAGCCUGCAGAGGAUGCCCUCCACCUCUCAGUCAGAGCAGGCAGAGAAGAAUCAGGCCUUGAAGGGGGGUGACCUUUCAGCCUGGGUUCUGGAGCAGGACCCAUCUGAGAGCCUACACGCUGAGCCCCUGGAGCAGCACGAGUAUGACUACAGCUGUGAAGAACAGAUGGUGCCUGCAUCCAUGGCAUACCAGCCCUACAGAUCCGCUCAGUACACCAGAUUUCCACUGUCUUCCAAUCAUGUAGAUGCAGCGCACCCUCCCGUUCACCCGCCACCUCAUCCACUUGCCACAGCUGAACACAGUGCCCAACAGAACGUUUACUACCACCAUCCCCACCACCACAGUCAUGCAGCUGACUGGAGCCAAUACCCACUCUUUUCUUAUUCCUGUUGGUGAACAUUUAACCUUCGCAAUGGUGAUAUCAUCGACAGAGGAUAACACCAGUAAAGCCUCAAAGGAAUGCUGUUAUUCUGAGUGGAGCAUCAACUGACUGACAGGCCACCCAUGUAGUUUGUUUAAAGUGUAUAAUUGUGUAUAAAGUUUCUAUUGUAUGGGGGGGGGGGUCACUUUAUUUUUUGUCAGUUUCACAGGACAGCAGAUCCCUUCGGAUCACUAUCUGAUGUUCGUGUUGUCCUGUUUUUUUCUGAUGACGUAGAUCAGUUUGCGUUUGCAUGUUUGACUGUUUAACAAGUAUAUUCUAAGAUGCAAUAUAUAUAUAUAUACAUAUUGUGUUGUAUUCAUUCAGCUGGUAAG
Scatophagus argus is the source of this 1482-nucleotide messenger RNA. Its product is annotated as T-box-containing protein TBX6L-like. Gene Ontology annotation, biological process: heart morphogenesis; regulation of transcription by RNA polymerase II; pattern specification process. The record is from RefSeq and is a predicted model, not a curated record. The transcript is spliced from 9 exons. The coding region runs from base 1 to 1125 and encodes 374 amino acids. Gene Ontology annotation, molecular function: RNA polymerase II cis-regulatory region sequence-specific DNA binding; DNA-binding transcription factor activity, RNA polymerase II-specific. NCBI's taxonomy places the organism in Eukaryota, Metazoa, Chordata, Actinopteri, Scatophagidae. Gene Ontology annotation, cellular component: nucleus.